Messenger RNA from Closterium sp. NIES-65, 177 nucleotides. The record is from the annotation of a GenBank genome assembly. Lineage: Eukaryota; Viridiplantae; Streptophyta; Zygnematophyceae; Desmidiales; Closteriaceae.
GGCGACCCAGUGCCGUGUGCUAAGUGCGGGGGAAAUGGAGGCACGGCGUGUGUGUUUUGCGAGGGGGGCAAGAUGGCCGGCAAGGAUGGGCGCCUCAUGGAUUGCCGCGUGUGUAAGGGGGCAGGACUGGUCUUUUGCAAAGAAUGUAAGGGCACUGGAUAUGUGAAGAGAUUGUAA